ACAGACUACAAGGCCCAAGGUCUUAUGCUCCCCAAAGUGAUCAUGGACCUUGAAAGUGCUAGGAGUUGUCAAUCAGCUUACAUUAUGUUGUCUCAUGCUACUGCAUUGUCGAAUUUGCUCAUCCUCCAUCCUUUCAGCCAGAGACGGAUCACAACCCAUAUGAAUGGUGACCUCCGAAAAGAACUCAGA
Molecule: messenger RNA, 189 nt
Organism: Cantharellus anzutake
Lineage: Eukaryota; Fungi; Basidiomycota; Agaricomycetes; Cantharellales; Hydnaceae
Exons: 1
Source: RefSeq, a predicted model, not a curated record